Molecule: messenger RNA, 2853 nt
Organism: Rodentolepis nana
Lineage: Eukaryota; Metazoa; Platyhelminthes; Cestoda; Cyclophyllidea; Hymenolepididae
Source: the annotation of a GenBank genome assembly
AUGGGCUCCACAGUUGAGCUGCCAUGGGUGGUAGAAAGUUAUCAAAUAUUCCGAGUUCAUUGGUACUGGCAGCCAUCUGUGACCACUACGGCGACUUCCAAUCGUGAUCGUGUUCUUCUCAACCCCCCAGUUCCAAAAGAUGGAGGUGGUAGCGGAGGAGAUAAAAGUGUUCACGUUCGCCCAUGGGGUUCCCGAGUCGAGCUUGUCCAGGGGAUAUUUGGAAAUCUCCGCCUCAUUAAUGUCUCAAUUGAUGAUGCUGGACAGUACUCCUGUGAGGCGUAUUAUCCAUCCCGACUUCCUCCUGUGGUCUAUACGCUCAAAGUCAGAGCCCCAAUUGAAGUGCGAGUUACACCUCACAAAAGGGUUUGCGAUUAUGGAACUCGUGUUGAGUUAGAAUGCCUCGUUUCUGGUUAUCCUCAUCAAGUUAUUUACUGGCUUCACAAUGCCGAACGUUUGAAGAUUACAGCCAACCCCCUGGGAUCUUCAGGAUCUUCCACAUCUCUAUCUGCCAGCCACUAUAGUAUUCAACGUCGUGAAUCUUCCGGUGUUCAGAGUGUGCGUGAACGUCUCAUUAUAAACUCCUUCAGCUUAGAGGAUGCCGGAGUCUAUCAGUGUGUCGCUGAAAGUUCACUUGCAGAUGACCCAACAGCUAAGUCUUCACGACCGUCCAUUGCUGCCUUUACUCCAUCUUCUUCGCCCUCCGCUUCCACACCGAUUGCUUCUAAAGUGGCCGAAAAAAUGGGCACUGGAAUGGUUUCCAUUGGUGAUUUGGUAGACAAUGCUCAAGGCACUGCGCAUCUUGUUAUGGGCAAAAUGAAGCCAAUGCGGACUUUCCAAUCACCAACUCCGUCGGAAUCCUUUACAAGCACAACAUCCACGUCCCAGAUUCUUCUCUCAAAGGCUAGAGGCGAGUUGAAUGCAACAAUCGAAUGCCGUUUCGCGGCAAAUCCACUUCCAACCAUUCGGUGGUUUCGAGAUGACCUUCCAUUGAAUCACGACGGUGAAAUAGUCGAUGAUAAGGGAGUGGUCGUUACAGAGGUUGUGAAAGAUCCUCAACGACCUUACUCCCUCAUAACUCGACUCAAGAUCAACUUAAACCACGUUCCACCUUGGGAUGAAUUAUGGCAGUAUGGAGGGGAGUAUCGGGGUGUUGCCAACACCUCCCUGGGUUCUGCUGAUUGUCGAACCUUUCUCCUACUUGAUACACCCCUACGUCUUCGACCAGUCGAUUCGAGUAAGCCGGCUAUUGCUGGUCGAUAUCAUGAUCUCAAGUGCUACUUUAUUGGAAGUGGUAUACCAAAACUUCAAUGGCAUCGAAUUAAGAAUGAUCAGAGAAUCGAGCGAAUUCCUGUGGAUCAUCGACAUGUUCUCCUGGAGAAUGCUCGAGUUCUUCGAAUUAAGGAGGUUAAUAAAGAAGAGGACGAAGCAGAUUACCGUUGUACGGCUAUGCUCGGUGACAUGACGGAUAACAUUACCAUCACACUCAAAGUUUCACGCGCACCAAGGAUUCAAGAUCUUCCGGAAGUUCAACGUGUCCAGGGUGGGGGCCAGAGCUUGACCUACAGUUGUGCUACUCAGAACCACGCCGACAAACCCUGGUAUGCAUGGUGGCGAUUUCAACCCGAAGAUUCAGAUCAGGCCAUCGACCUACCUCCAGAUGUUCGGCCGAAUCCCGGAGCCUUCAAAGUUUCUUACGCAGCCGUUUUGCAUCAAAGCGAAAGGCUACCAAUGUCCGAGUCUCUGCGACGCCAGUUGCCCCCUUUCGUGCACGCCAGACCAAACUCCGUGGUGCAUGUGCAAAUAGAGCAGUUGAAUAAACGCCAGCAUCAAGGUAUCCUUACCUGCAAGAUUGUCAAUGAAGUUGGCUAUGAUGAGCGACCAAUCCGAGUCACUUUCAUUCCUGAACUUGAAUUCGAGAUUCGUCCACCAAAUAAACAAGACGUGACUCUGGCACAAAAUAUUUCCAUCAAUUGUACAGCUCGACCAUCAGAGCUGGACCCAAUGAUUGUUUGGAAGUACUCGGACGAAAGUACCGGUGAUUUUAAGGAGCUCGACAGUUUGACAGAACGAACAGACGGGCGUAUUUACCAGGAAUCCAACGGAACUCUCGUUAUAUCUCAAGUUGAAGAGUCUGAUCCGAGGAAAUUUCUAUGUUUUCUUACCCCGAAAGAAUCUACUACGGCUGUACCAAUCUCUGUUGCGGUCAACCUAGAAAUUCAUGUUCCUGCUCGAAUUGAACCGCUCAAAGACGUCGAUGCUGUUAGGGGGUCCAAGUUCAAUCUAACCUGCGUAGUACAAGGAGAUGCGAAUGAACUACAAGCCAACUGGUAUCAUCGGCCAAUAAGUGUUGGCGACGGAAUUGAUGCACCAUGGAGAUUAAUCAAUCAGACGUGUGUUCUUCCAGCGAGUUAUGGCGAAGCAGAUAAUGCUGCCCUGGCAAUAGCGUCUUCUGCCUAUCCGGAAAGUGAUACUUUGGCUUGUCAGAAAAGUGCCGCCGGAAAGUUUGACAGUGGGGUUUCCUCUUUGAAACAAAGUGGCCGAGGGAUUGAGCGUCAGUUACAAUUUGACUCCCUUAAGGAUGUGCACUUGGCUGAAUACAUGUGCAAUGCAUCAAACUUCUACAACCGUGACAAAGAGGGUAAUAGAGCUGAUGUUCGGCAGAUUGUUCGAUUGACCGUCAUCUCUAUUCCCGAUCCGGUGACAUUUGUUCAAAACAGUUCCCAGACAACAGCAACAAGCGUCUCGUUCUCAUGGUUACCACCAGCACACGAUGGCAAUAAAGAGAUUCUUCGGUAUUGGAUUCGAUACUAUCAAGCCGAUUCUGCUGCCAGCGAAUUGAAUUCUUCUCAAGCG